CACUUCCGCGUUACGGUUGUCCUUUUAAUGGUCCCUCGGCGCUGUAGCGGUGCAGUCCUCCGAACAGGCUAGUUAAACUAAGGGUGUCUGAAAGUUGCCGUUUCUAAGCGGGACCAUCACACAGACGUCUGAUUUCGCCAGAAGGCAGUCAUACUCACUGUAACAAUGGCUGAUUCUAGUUUUGGCACAAUUGAAACUGAUGAUGGACUGCAGGACUGGUCAGCAAUGAGAACGAGGCUGAACUCUUUCCAGGCCUUUCCCCUAGUUCAAAAGGUUUCUGCGGAGAGACUGGCCCGGGCAGGGUUCUACUUCACAGGAGAGUCUGAUCGGGUACGCUGCUUCAGCUGCCAGAAGAUAGUGGGGAACUGGCGCCAAGGGGACACUCCAGUAGAGAGACACCGCGAGGUCUCGCCUGCCUGCAAGUUUCUCAUCUGUGCUCACAAGAGGAACCCCUUAGAUGGUCACUCUUCUCAGAUCACUGACUAUGAUGAAGAGGCAGAAGCUAUGGAGUUCAGUCUCCGCACAGGAGAGAUUGUAGAUGAGACCAUAUACCCUAUGGUUCCGCAUAUGAAGAGUGAAGAAGCUCGGCUGAGCACAUUUGACAACUGGCCUUCAUGGGCCCCGGCCCGGCCCACUGACCUUGUGCAGGCUGGGCUGUUUUAUGUGCCAGAGACUGACAGGGAAACAGACAGAGUGCAGUGCUUUUGCUGUGGUGGCAUGCUGACAGGCUGGGAAGACGGUGAUGAUCCCUGGGCUGAGCAUGCUAAAUACUACCGAAACUGCUUCUUCAUCCUGGGCCAUGAUGUGGGGAACAUGCCCUCAGAGCUGGUCAGGCAGAGGAGCUUUGGCAACAGAUGUUCCAUGGAAACCUUUGAGGAACGCCUAGACAGCUUUAGAGACAGACAGCAUCCCAUCAGUCAUGAAAGGCUGGCCAGAGCUGGCUUUUAUAGUACAGGUGAGCAGGAUCGUGUGAUGUGCUUUAAAUGCGGAGGAGGUCUGAAGGACUGGCAGCCAACUGAGGAUCCUUGGGAGGAGCAUGCCAAGCAUUAUCCUGGAUGCAGUUUCCUGCUUGCAGAAAAAGGGCAAGAAUUUGUCAACAGUGUGCAGCUGGGAAGUCCUAGAAGCCGCUAUCCAAAUGCAAGCAGUGAGAAUGGAUUUUCAAGUCAUGAGAAAGCAUCAAAUGUAAUGCAGUCGGAGAUUGCACAGAAAGCAGUUGGAAUGGGUUUCGACCCAAUUAAAGUGGAACGGAUCAUUUUAGAAAAGAUACGUCUGAGCAGUGAGGGCUAUUCCAAAGUGGAAGAUCUCAUUGAAGAUAUCCACAACGGUGUGUUUGAUAGUGAUUCUGAUACUGAGGAUCCUUUGAAGAAGUUGGAGAAACUUCAACGCGAAAAGCUCUGCAAAGUUUGCAUGGAUGAUGACAUUUCUAUCGUCUUCAUCCCAUGUGGGCAUUUGGUCACCUGCAAGAAAUGCUCUGAUUCUGUUGACAAGUGCCCCAUCUGCUGUGCUGUCAUCACACAGAAAAUCAAAACCUAUAGCUCUUAACUUCCAGUGGACUCGAACUCUAAUAGAAAAGCUGCUUUCAUAAUCACUUAGUUUUCAGCAUUCUUUAAAAUGACACAUAUGGAUAUAUUUGUUGAAUGACUUGUACAUAAACAGGGACAGCAUUGCUUUUAUGUUUUGUUAUAUCAUGGUGCAUAAUUUUUGUAUGUUUGCCAUAGAUCAGGGCAAAAAUCACUACAGACAAACAGAAAUAUGCUAAAAGGGAACAGUGUAAAUACUUAUCACUAUUACUUCUCCAAGGUAAAUUUGCUUUGUGUUCAGCCUAUGUACAUUUAUGAUUGUUUUCUGUAGUUCAGAGAAUCCUGGAUUAUGCAGUCUGUGGGUACUUCACACUGUACAGUUUCCUAGGCAGUGCUUAGUCUGUCUGUCUGCAUGACCAAGUGGCAGGCCUGCCAUUGAGAGAGGACCCCUGCCAUACCCACACUGUGAGGACAAGGCAUACUGCUCUUAGUAAUUCUGAGAAUCAAACUACAGCCCAACUCUUCCUCUGAAGGAUCAUGGAAAUGGAAUAGAAUUAGGCAAUCAUAGCUUGUUGAUCUAUUCUGGAGCUGCCGUUUUUGUUAGAGAAUCCUGGUUGUUGAAACAUAUUGUCUGAAAACUUAAUCCUGAAUCUAUGUUGUUAGGGCUAAAUAAAGUUUAAUUUCAGACAGGUGAACUGCAGAAAUACAGGCAGUGCUCUAUUCAGAGUGCCUUUCUCUUGAUGUAAUGAAUGAUUUCAAUUUUGUCCUGUUUUAAUUAUUUAUUUGUAGUUUAAUGUACUUGUAAUUCUUAUUGAUGCAAUAUCAUAUUUGUUAGAAACAAUGUUAGAAAAAAAUUACUUUUUUUUUUUUUUAACCAUAGUUUCUUAAUUAUGUUUGCUAAUAGAUUUUCAUGCUGUAGAGUGUUUUUACAACAUGUGUUUAUAUAACCCUGGACAAUAAAAUGAGAGUAUAUUUGUAUUUCACAGUGGUAUUUAUGUCUGCACUAGGGGAGCCACAUAGGAAACACAAAAUCAACAAACACUGUCACUGUACCUGUAGGUCAGGUUUUUUAGAAACUAGUUGGUGUUUACAAGGUUGCUUCACAGGGCAAUAAACAAGAGAUGAUGGA
Molecule: messenger RNA, 2649 nt
Organism: Pygocentrus nattereri (red-bellied piranha)
Lineage: Eukaryota; Metazoa; Chordata; Actinopteri; Characiformes; Serrasalmidae
Gene: xiap
Product: X-linked inhibitor of apoptosis
Exons: 7
Coding region: 166-1542 (458 amino acids)
Biological process (GO): regulation of cell cycle; negative regulation of apoptotic process; positive regulation of protein ubiquitination
Cellular component (GO): cytoplasm; nucleus
Molecular function (GO): cysteine-type endopeptidase inhibitor activity involved in apoptotic process; ubiquitin protein ligase activity
Source: RefSeq, a predicted model, not a curated record